Messenger RNA from Acyrthosiphon pisum (pea aphid), 753 nucleotides. RefSeq lists its product as uncharacterized. NCBI's taxonomy places the organism in Eukaryota, Metazoa, Arthropoda, Insecta, Hemiptera, Aphididae. Bases 1 to 753 code for a protein of 250 amino acids. The record is from RefSeq and is a predicted model, not a curated record. The transcript has a single exon.
AUGAAUAAACUUGUUGGCUUGGGUUUUGACGGGUGUUCAGUAAUGGCUGGAAAAGAAAAUGGAGUUCAGAAAAUAAUUUGUGAUAAAUAUUCUAAAGCAACAUUUUUCCACUGUGCUUCACAUAGACUCAAUCUCGUUGUAAAUGAUUUGAAUGCAGUGACAGAAAUACAAAAUACUGCAGGAGUAAUUAAAGAGGUUAUUAAUUUUUUUCGUGAAAGUGUACUUCGUCGAAAAUUGGUUACAAAUAUACCACUUUUGUGUGAUACUCGUUGGUCUGUGAAAUAUAAAUCUAUUCGCAUUUUUGCUGAAAACUUUAUUAAUAUUAAGUCAGUUUUAGAAAAACUAUCUCAUAAUAAUGACUCAGAUUUUAAAGUUAACACCACUACUCGCACAAAAGCACAGGAACUAUCAUGUGUGACAUCAACAUCAGAAUUUAUUAUAUUUUUAAAUAUUAUAUCCAAAUACUCAGCUCAAUUAGAACCAGUUACAAAUAAAUUGCAGGCAAAAUCUAUUGAUUUAUACUCGGUCCAAAUCCAAAAUCAUAUUCAAGAUUUAUUAUCUAUAUUUAAUAAUAAUAGAGAACAAUCAGAUAUCGUUUUUAAUGAUAUUUUUAAUAACUCCGUAUUUAUGGCAGAAAAAAUUGGCGCAGAUAUUAAAAAUCCACGUAUUACAUCCAAAAUAAAAAAAGAUCAAAUUACGAAACCGAUUUUGCUGAACACUAUUACAGACUCUAUAUUUUUAUUCCGUACUUAG